Musca domestica (house fly) is the source of this 838-nucleotide messenger RNA. RefSeq names its product mitochondrial import inner membrane translocase subunit Tim17-A. The coding region runs from base 160 to 672 and encodes 170 amino acids. Gene Ontology annotation, molecular function: transmembrane protein transporter activity. Gene Ontology annotation, biological process: protein import into mitochondrial matrix. Gene Ontology annotation, cellular component: TIM23 mitochondrial import inner membrane translocase complex; mitochondrial inner membrane. The transcript has 2 exons. The record is from RefSeq and is a predicted model, not a curated record. NCBI's taxonomy places the organism in Eukaryota, Metazoa, Arthropoda, Insecta, Diptera, Muscidae.
CUACUUUGAACUUUGCUAUGUCUCAUUUCAACGGCGUCAAAGUUCUUAUUAGGUCCUUUGAAAUCUGGUUUGCAGCAUACCCAACAGCAAGCUAAGCGUGCUUAUUGUGUAAAAUAAAAUAAUUAAGUAAUUCUUAAAAAAACACAACACACAUAAGCAAUGGAGGAGUACGCCAGAGAACCUUGCCCAUUCCGGAUAGUUGAUGAUUGUGGUGGUGCUUUUGCUAUGGGUUGUAUAGGAGGUGGUGUAUUCCAAGCUAUCAAAGGUUUCCGCAAUGCUCCCUCCGGCAUGAGUCGCAGAAUGCUGGGCAGUCUGUCGGCCAUCAAAACUCGUUCACCUGUCAUUGCUGGUAACUUUGCUGUGUGGGGCGGUAUGUUCAGCACAAUCGACUGCACACUAGUACAUUUCCGAAAGAAGGAAGACCCCUGGAAUUCGAUCAUAAGUGGGGCAGCCACAGGAGGAAUAUUGGCGGCGAGAAAUGGUGUUCCCGCCAUGGCAGGCAGUGCUAUAAUUGGCGGUGUUCUAUUGGCCCUUAUCGAAGGUGUCGGCAUUCUUUUCACAAGACUUUCAUCCGAACAAUUCCGAAAUCCCUUACCUCCGACCGAAGAUCCAAGUGUGUUAGGCGCAGCUGGUUUUGGCCAACCACAGGGCAGUCAGGGACAGUAUCAAUAAGCUUAGCUAUCGCGAAUAAACCUAAUUAAAUUAUCCGUACUUGUAAUUAUAAAAAAAUAAUCUGUUUACCAAAAUUAACUAACUAACAUAAUUAGCAUAAGAAUGUUAAGAAUGUAUACAAAUAAAAAUAAAAUAUAUAAUAAAUGAAAACAAAAUGACAUAGAAA